Messenger RNA from Penicillium oxalicum, 2163 nucleotides. RefSeq names its product syntaxin-binding protein (gene sly1). Gene Ontology annotation, cellular component: Golgi membrane; cytosol. The coding region runs from base 1 to 2163 and encodes 720 amino acids. Gene Ontology annotation, biological process: intracellular protein transport; endoplasmic reticulum to Golgi vesicle-mediated transport. Gene Ontology annotation, molecular function: syntaxin binding. The record is from RefSeq and is a predicted model, not a curated record. The transcript is spliced from 3 exons. Lineage: Eukaryota; Fungi; Ascomycota; Eurotiomycetes; Eurotiales; Aspergillaceae.
AUGGCGCAUCUCAUGUCCCUGCGCGAUCGACAGGUCGGUAGGUGGCCGCAUACUCUUCCCCGCGAUCUGGCGAAUGGAACCGCUCAACAGCUGACUGAACCCCGACCUGAAAUAGCUUCGAUCCAGAAACUGCUUAACUUAAAUCAUGACCCAAAGCCUGCAGAUGAUAUCGCUCACGAUCCAGCAACGCAUAAUGGUCUUAUUCCUCAAAGUACUCCCAUUUUGAACGAGGAUGGUGAUCCGAUCUGGAAAGUGUUGGUGUUUGACGGCAUGGGCAGAGAUGUCAUCAGCAGUGUCCUGCGAGUAAACGAUCUUCGGACGUGGGGAGUGACAAUUCACUUGUACAAUCUCCUUCCCCUUGUCUAUCUGAUAGAGCCCAACGAGACCAAUAUACAGGCCAUCACACGCGACCUCACACAAGGCCUCUACUCCCCAGCCUAUGUGAACUUUCUCUCCUCCGUGCCCCGUCCACUUCUCGAAGAUUUCGCUUCACAAAUAGCUUCCUCCGGGGCGUCGGAGCACAUUGCCCAGGUCUACGAUCAGUAUCUCAACUUCAUAGUUGCCGAACCAGACCUUUUCAGCCUGGGCCUUGGCAAUGAUGCGUACUACAAGAUAAACAGUGGGAAGACAAGUGAUGAUGAUCUGGACACUAUUGUCGACAAAGUUGUCAGUGGCUUAUUCAGUGUGAGCGUAACAAUGGGUACAAUUCCGAUCAUUCGGUGCCCUAAGGGAGGUGCAGCGGAACUGAUCGCUACAAAGCUGGACCGAAAGCUUCGCGACCACAUCCUCAAUUCAAAGGACAACUUGUUUUCUGGAAACCAGCGAACAGUACCUGGGGUCCCUUCUUCUAGGCCAGUUCUGAUCGUCAUGGACCGUAAUGUCGACUUGGUUCCUAUGCUCUCACACUCCUGGACAUACCAGUCGCUGGUGCAGGAUGUUCUGCAAAUGCGUCUGAAUAGAAUCACUUUGGACGCAGAUGAGCAAGCGCCCGGUAAAGUCACCAAGAAAUCUUACGACCUGAACAGCAACGACUUUUUCUGGCAGCGUAAUGCUGGAGUACCCUUCCCUCAGGUUGCGGAGGAUAUUGACGCAGAAUUGACUCGGUACAAAGAGGAUGCGAACGAAAUUACCAAGAAAACGGGAGCAUCCUCCAUCGAAGAUCUUCAGAACGAUACUAGCGCAUCCGCACAGCACUUGAAGGCCGCUAUCACCCUUCUUCCUGAAUUGCGGGAGCGUAAGGCGGUACUCGAUAUGCAUAUGAACAUUGCUACUGCCCUGCUCAAAGGCAUCAAGGACCGUCAGCUGGAUAAUUUCUUUGAACUGGAAGAAAAUAUCACGAAACAAUCCAAGACACAGCUGCUGGAGUUGAUCAACGACAACGCCAAGGGUAGCAACCCCCUUGAUAAACUGCGUAUUUUCUUGAUCUGGUUCCUGAGUACAGAGACUGAGCUGAGUCGGGCCGAGAUGACUCAAUUUGAAGAGGCUUUGUCAAAGGCCGGGGUUGAGGAUGUUUCACCUCUGGCCUAUGUUCGGCAGGUCCGCGAAAUUACUCGGAUGACCAUGAUGACCACCGCUGCUCCUGAACAACAAUCUUCCGACCUGUUCCGGGGGUUCUCUUCACUUUCUAAUCGUCUAACUGACCGCAUCACCUCGGGUGCAUUGGGUGCCAAUUUCGAUUCCCUCAUCUCAGGCGUGAAGAACUUCCUGCCUGCAAACAAGGAUCUCACUGUGACAAAGAUCACCGAGUCCAUCAUGGAUCCCACUACAGCGUCAAGCUCUGCCAUCGCCAAAACUGAGAAUUACCUGUACUUUGAUCCACGCAGUGCGAACGCACGCGGUGCCAUGCCCCCUGCAUCGACAUCGCGCAAUGCGCAGACCGCUGGGGGCAUGGGUGCGACUGCGCCUGGAAUCAACGCUACAUUUGGACAACGCCGUCAAGCUUUCAAUGAGGCGAUCGUCUUUACAGUGGGUGGUGGAAGUAUGGAUGAAUACGGAAAUCUGCAGGAUUGGGUCAAGCGGACAAGCGGCCAGUCUGGUGCAGAUGGUGCUCCAUCCGCUAACCGUCAUACCGGUCGUCGUCGGGUCGUCUAUGGUAGUACCGACUUGAUGAAUGCGACCGAGUUCCUCAGAGACUCCUUAGCUCCUCUUGGCCGUGAGAGCUAG